Messenger RNA from Condylura cristata (star-nosed mole), 2271 nucleotides. RefSeq names its product signal peptide peptidase like 2A (gene SPPL2A). Gene Ontology annotation, biological process: membrane protein proteolysis. Gene Ontology annotation, molecular function: aspartic endopeptidase activity, intramembrane cleaving. Bases 120 to 1748 code for a protein of 542 amino acids. Gene Ontology annotation, cellular component: lysosomal membrane; cytoplasmic side of endoplasmic reticulum membrane; lumenal side of endoplasmic reticulum membrane. The record is from RefSeq and is a predicted model, not a curated record. NCBI's taxonomy places the organism in Eukaryota, Metazoa, Chordata, Mammalia, Eulipotyphla, Talpidae. The transcript has 16 exons.
GUAACAGCAGCGGCAACAGUCUAGCCUCGUUGUCCACCCCUGUCCAGCGGGGCCACGGACGCAUCGCCGCGGCGGGAUCCGACGCCCCCCGCCCCCGCCGCACCGCACCCAUCGGUCCGAUGGGGCCGCAGCGGCCACUGCCCCUCGGCGCGGCUGCCCUGCUCUGGGGCUUCCUGCUCCAGCUGACAGCUGCUCAGGAAGCAAUCAUGCAUGCAUCUGGAAGUGGUGUACCUCUGCUGUCUAAGGACUAUUGUAUGCUAUAUAACUCCAGUUGGACACCUCUGCCAAGUACCCUAGAAAAUGCAACUUCCAUAAGUUUGAUCAAUCUGACUACCACGCCACUGUGCAAACUUUCUGAUAUUCCUCCUGAUGGAUUAAAUAACACAGCAGUUGUGGUACAAUGGGGAACCUGCCAUUUUCUUGAAAAAGCCAAAAUUGCACAAAUAGGAGGUGCUGAAGCAUUGUUGGUUGCUAACAACAGUGUCCUAUUUCCUCCAGCUGGGAACAAAUCUGAAUUUCAGGAUGUGAAAAUACUGAUUGCAUUUAUAAGUCACAAAGACUUUCAAGAUAUGACUCAGACUCUUGGAAAUAACAUUACUGUGAAAAUGUAUUCUCCACCAAAGCCAAUCUUUGACUAUACCAUGGUGGUUAUUUUUUUAAUUGCAGUGUUCACUGUGGCAUUAGGAGGAUAUUGGAGUGGGCUAAUUGAAUUGGAAAACAUGAAGGUGAUGACAAAUGCUGAAGAGGGGGAAAUGAGAAGAAAGAAGGAAGAAUAUUUAACUUUUAGUCCUCUAACAGUUGUAGUGUUUGUGGUCAUCUGCUGUGUUAUGAUGGUCUUACUUUAUUUCUUCUACAAAUGGUUGGUGUAUGUUAUGAUAGCAAUUUUCUGCAUAGCAUCUGCAAUGAGUCUGUACAACUGUCUUGCUGCACUAAUUCAUAAGAUACCUUGUGGACAGUGCACGAUUGUGUGUCGUGAUAAAAGCAUCGAAGUGAGACUUAUUUUUCUCUCUGGACUAUGCAUUGCAGUAGCUGUUGUAUGGGCCGUUUUUCGAAAUGAAGAUAGGUGGGCUUGGAUUUUACAAGAUAUAUUAGGAAUUGCUUUUUGUCUGAAUUUAAUUAAAACAUUGAAGUUACCCAACUUUAAGUCAUGUGUGAUACUCCUCGGCCUUCUCCUCCUAUAUGAUGUGUUUUUUGUUUUCAUAACACCAUUCAUCACAAAGAAUGGUGAGAGUAUCAUGGUUGAACUUGCAGCUGGACCUUUUAGAAAUAAUGAAAAGAAUGAUGGAAACUUGGUGGAAGCCACUGCUCAACCCUCAGCUCCCCAUGAGAAAUUACCAGUAGUCAUCAGGGUGCCAAAGCUGACUUAUUUCUCAGUAAUGCAUGUGUGCUAUAUGCCAGUUUCACUCUUGGGAUUUGGAGACAUUAUUAUACCAGGUCUGCUGAUUGCAUACUGUAGAAGAUUUGAUGUUCAGACCGGUUCUUCUUCUAUAUACUAUGUUUCCUCCAUAAUUGCCUAUGCUGUUGGCACAAUACUUACAUUUGUUGUCCUGGUGCUGAUGAAAAAGGGACAACCUGCUCUCCUAUAUUUAGUACCUUGCACACUUAUUACUGCUUCAGUUAUUGCGUGGAGACGUAAAGAAAUGAAAAAGUUCUGGCAAGGUAGCGGCUACCAGAUGAUGAACCAUUUGGACUAUACGACAAACGAAGAAAAUUCAGUGACUUCUGGUGAACAGACUGUGCAACAAUAAUAUUACAUGGACCUACAAUGAUGUGUCAGUUGGUUUUCCAGAAAUAGGGUUUGACUUUUUAGAUUGAAUUUUGAACUGACAAUCUGAAAGAAUGUUCAAAUUAUAUGCUUGCAAAUAUAUAUUUUUAUGACCUGGUACUGACAGUGAUAUAAAUAAUUAAAAUAUGUUUGCUUUUAACUAUGUUAGAGUUGUGCCUUCACAUUAAAUAAAAGCAUGUGUAAUUUUGAAGAUGUAUUAUAUACAGUAUAUUUUUCUAAAAAAAAAAUCUUGACCAGCCCCUGUAUUUUUCUUACUGAAAUCUUUCUUUCAAUUCUAAUGAUAGAUAAAUUUCUGUCAAAUUAAGUUUCUGAGAGACUUUACUAUAAGAAUUACAUAAACUUUAUAUUCUGUAGAAAUACCUGUUUAAGAUCAUGUAAGAAGGUAGUUCAGCAAUGAAAUUUUGGAUCUUUUACACUUCAGACAUUAGAAAUAUAUAAUUUGGGUGUAUAUAUAUAUGCAUAUAUAUAUAUGCUUAUUUUUGUAG